Messenger RNA from Haliotis rubra (blacklip abalone), 2008 nucleotides. RefSeq lists its product as uncharacterized. The coding region runs from base 284 to 2008 and encodes 574 amino acids. The record is from RefSeq and is a predicted model, not a curated record. NCBI's taxonomy places the organism in Eukaryota, Metazoa, Mollusca, Gastropoda, Lepetellida, Haliotidae. Gene Ontology annotation, molecular function: metal ion binding; ubiquitin-protein transferase activity. The transcript has 16 exons. Gene Ontology annotation, biological process: protein ubiquitination.
GUUUUGGGGACUUUCAGACAGAACACUUGGUGAACAAUAUGCGUGUGCAAUUAGUAUAUACAUUCCCGAGCAUUCGGAGCUGUAUGGCAGUAAUCUAGAAUCUAGACAUGUCCCUAGACACUUACAACAGGGUGUGAUCUGUGUCAACCAUGUUCUUUGAUUUUCAAGGGAUGUCAGGUCACGGCAGUGGAUUCAAAGUUCGGUUGAGGAACCCAGUGGGAAUUAUCCAUCGGAUGACAGAAGCGAGUCACACAUACCGAGUAGCAGGAUUGACGGUAUUGAGAUGGAACUGAAGCAGCUUCGAGAGGCAGUGUCUGAAAUGAAGAACAUACUGCAGAAAAUGUCGGACAAGGUCCUCAGCGAAACUCACGUGUCAACGUUCACACCAAUGAGUCAGACAGAAGAACAGCUGACGACCAUUAUACUACCGGAGAAAUACAGUCUAGGAACCCCUGAAGCUCCAGUAUCAGCAGUGGCAACAGCGACCUUACCUGAGUGCUGGCCUUCCUUUGACGAAAAUGUAACAGAGGAUGGUGUCAUGGGAUCAAAAGUUUCCUGUGGUAAAGCAUAUUUGAUGACAGAAGUUCCGAAACUACAUGGCCAAACAAAACCAUCACAUGCAGAAUCCAAACCACGUGAUCAAAGAGAUGACAUACAACGACAACAUCACAGCACCGGCAAGGAAUCUUUCAGGGAAAUUCCGGAACACAUAAGACUACAGAAGCGACUUGAUCUGGCAGUAGCAAAGAACUAUGAACGCGCAGAAUUGUUGUUAAAGAACCUGCCUGUUUGUGGGAAUGGAUUAAACCGUCUAGCAACUUCUGUUGCUGUGGCAUUAGAACCAGAAGACCCAGAGCCACUUAGAGCUAAGGCACUGUGCACCGUGUUGUGUUUGGACGUUUCUGAGAGCUUGGGGCAAGAAGGGUUUAAGGAAGUGAAGCAAGCAGCACACAAGUUUGUAGAUGGUAUAGAGGCGAUGGCGGAGAAGCACGGACUGGAGGAGAAUCUGGCCUUGGUCGUAAUGGGAGGAGGUGCCAGGGUGGUCAGACAACUGACCAAUGACUACACCGCUAUUAGAAAUGCUAUCGAUGGCCUUUGCAUUGGAGGAAGAAGUCCUAUUAUCGAAGCUUUGGUGGUUUGCAUUGCUGCUAUUAAAGAGACUGCAGGAAUACUUAGCAUAGAUGGCCACUACCUCAAGCCAAGAAUUAUCUUCCUCACUGACGGAUAUGCUACAAAUGAGUCUGUUGUUGAAGGGCCUGACCUGACGGAAGUGGAUCAACAUGCGCGGGUACACAUAGUACAGUUAACUCGUACAAUUAGUUCAGGUGGCAUGGAUCCAGUGGUUUGGGUGGCUGUUGGGAACGCUGACGGACAUUUCCUACGUUCAUUGUCCGCACUUGGCAAUGGGACAUGUGUCGAAUGCAAGAAAAUUGAAAGUCUCUGCAAACAUUACAGGCUACAGUACAACAUAGGUCAAAUCUACAACUAUUUAAAAAAAGGCAAGUUCGGAGAAACGCCAGAGACAAUUCAACAGGUUGUCGGAGCACUGACUGGAGACAUGGACGAAGAGGAUAGGGAUUUUGUUAUCCAAGGUGUUCAACAAAAACUCGCCUUUUGUGAAGUACCAGAUCCGGAUGAAAUGUGUACCGAUUUCGACAAUGUACAUGAAAUGAGUGAGUUGCCUCCCCUUGGUACUCGAGUUGUCCGAGGUCUUGAUUGGCAGUAUGAAAACCAAGACUGUGAAGGACCCGGGACUAUCGUCAAUCACGCGAAUGACAGAUAUAUGCUAUGGGUGUUGUGGGACGUCAACGGCGUCUGCUGCCGGUACAGGUAUGGCCAUGAUGGGAAAAUGGACGUCGUCGAAGUAGAGGACCAGCCACGCUUCUUGCUGCAGGAUGAAUUCAUAGAAAUCGGAGUCAGGGUCAAACGAGGAGUGAACUGGUCCUACGGAGAUCAAGAUGGCGGCGAAGGGAGUACCGGAGUUGUCAUUAGAAAACGCAAUAUUUGA